Molecule: messenger RNA, 1848 nt
Organism: Sporothrix brasiliensis 5110
Lineage: Eukaryota; Fungi; Ascomycota; Sordariomycetes; Ophiostomatales; Ophiostomataceae
Exons: 2
Coding region: 1-1848 (615 amino acids)
Source: RefSeq, a predicted model, not a curated record
AUGGACAGUUUUUUCGAUUUCGACGCCUAUUACGACACGUCUUCGACUGAGGCACUGCCAGAGGUUCCUAUGGAGUCGGCGAUCCUUGAGACACCUCAAAACCCUUCGAGCACAAUAGACCAAGGUUGGCCUCAGUCAAGCUCGCCAAUUGCUGAGUACGCUUGGGACAACCUUGGUCUAUUUUCUGACCCCAUGGAAUCCGCAGGCUUUGAGGAACCCAUGGUCCUUGAGAGCCUUAUGGAAUCUACAAACCCUGAGCCACUCUCAGACUUGUCGGGGUUUAUGGACCUUGGGCCGGCUGUGGACUUGACAGAUCCCGCACUACUCACAGACUCUGCGCCCACCAUGGAUUUUCCACAGACUAUGGAUCCCGAGGAGCUUGAGCUAUUUUUAGGCAACGAGCUGGACACUUCACAAUGGCAGCACGUGGACCUUGAGUACCGUGGGAUCCGUCAAGACUCUAUGCUACCAUCAUUCUCUACGGCGCUUAUUGACCAAGAGCAGCCUGCAUACGCCACUUUGCCCCCACCGCUCAUGAGCCCCGAGCUCCCUGCGGCAAGGAUAGACCCUCGCCUACUGACGCAGCCUUCAUCGUCAGUUAUGCAGACGGAAGUGUCUGGUUUAAAUUGCAUGGGAUCCGAUUUCCAUGAUGCCAAUGCUCUGACUUCUAUGGGAGGUAUCGCAUUGGAUCCCAGCACUGUAGAGCGCAAGAUCCUUGACUACACCUGCCGUCUUAAUGCUGUCCACUACUACAGGAAUGGUGACCUCUGGGACUUCCCUGACCUGCUUAGCAACCCCUAUGGCUUUGAAACGGAAUUCGUCGCCUGUGGGCUACGCUUGAGAAACCUUAUGUGGUACAAAUACGAGCCCAAUGUUGCUCCGCCGGAGCGCACGACGGAGUUGCCUAGUAUCGCAGGUGGUUUGACCGUCAUGCAGUACUCUAGAUUAUACACUGAGAGCCGUACAGUAUCAAAGUACGAGAAUGAUCGGGCAGUCGGCUGGAGUGUCCCGAUCACCACUUCCCAGAGCACUUUAGUCAACACUUCCCAGAGCACUUUAGUCAACACUUCCCAGAGCACUUUAGGUAGCACUAUUGGCAACCACACCGACGCUGUUGAUGUUUCUGGUCCUGCUACAUCGCCGGCCAAGUCGUACCUCCAAACAGCUGUGGAUUACUGGAACUUGGACGCGGAUAAGUGGACCGACGAUACAUGGUCCUCGGUUUCGAUUCCGAGCGAGUUCCUGCCCACAGCGGGAGACAAUAAUUUGGGCCUUCAGAAGACAUUUGUCCAGUGUCCCUUGGCUGCUGAGGCGAUUGUUGAUCUGGCAAUUGGAGGCAAGAUCAACUUUGCGACGCAGCGGCCCAUGGACGAUGUCGUCAGUGGAUCUGUUUUCAUCUUCAAAGACGGCGAGCACAUCAAACGCUGGACUGACAACCAUGUGUGGACGGUGAGCCGCAAAGGCGCCGGCGCCGGCGACAUGGUCUAUCGCGAGGCCAUCAAAGGCCAGGCCAGCAGGGAGAUCAAGCACAUCGAGGUCACCGACGCCAACGCUGCGGAAUUUCUGCACAUCAGCGCAGACGACAUCGCCAAGUGUCGCACGCCCGUCGAAGAAAUUGCCAGUCUCCUGGUCUGCGGCUUGACCUCGGCUGAUAAUCUCAAGCACGGCGGUUUGGUCAAGCGCACAACCAAGGUUGUCCGCUUGGUUGGCGGUGGGCGAGUGGCCCGUGAAUCCAAGCCCGUGAAAGACCAGCGGACAGAUCCGAGGGUGUUCAGCGUCUAUCGUGUCGUGUCGUACUACACGAUCAGCGACGUCUGCAACCGUGCCGUGGUGCCAUUCCGCGUCUAG